AUGAAUAUCUUCAGGGUGGUACCGCUGGUGGCGCUCCGCCUCGUGCACGCCGCGCAUUCCUCCUCUCUCGCGGAAAAUCCAAAUCUCAGAGCGAUGACUGUCUCGAUACUAAGCUCGCAGUCCUGGUCAGACUCGACCCUGUCCUUCCCCGGCACCGGUGGGUUCAACGAGUCGACGGAGCGCUGGGAUGUCUAUCAGGCCCCGAGCUUUGCGGUGGCCCUGGCUGUGGGUUCCGAGGAGGAUCUGGUUGCUGCUGUAUGA
Molecule: messenger RNA, 261 nt
Organism: Aspergillus calidoustus
Lineage: Eukaryota; Fungi; Ascomycota; Eurotiomycetes; Eurotiales; Aspergillaceae
Source: the annotation of a GenBank genome assembly